Molecule: messenger RNA, 2129 nt
Organism: Cryptomeria japonica (Japanese cedar)
Lineage: Eukaryota; Viridiplantae; Streptophyta; Pinopsida; Cupressales; Cupressaceae
Product: riboflavin biosynthesis protein PYRR, chloroplastic
Exons: 9
Coding region: 119-1873 (584 amino acids)
Biological process (GO): riboflavin biosynthetic process
Molecular function (GO): 5-amino-6-(5-phosphoribosylamino)uracil reductase activity; NADP binding; diaminohydroxyphosphoribosylaminopyrimidine deaminase activity
Source: RefSeq, a predicted model, not a curated record
CAGUUUAAACUACUUUGCUUCGACAGACCUCAUUCCCUCGCUCUCAGCACCAUAUAUUUGCGACGAGCCCAAAAUAUACCGACACAAUUCUGGAAGGGGCCAACACCUCGGCCGCACAAUGGCCUUCUGCAUAAAAAAUAUGAUGCCCAUAGUUACGUGCAGCAGCGUAGACAGUGGUCACAUGCUAAGAGCCGCAGAAAUUGCAGACAAAUCAGCAGGCUAUACAGCCCCACAUCCAAAUGCGGGGUGUGUGAUUGCGCGGGGUUCCAAGAUUGUUGCAGAAGGGUUUCUGUAUGGCCAGGGGACGAGGGCCGCGGAAAUAAAGGCGCUAGAGCAGGCCAGAGAGCUUGCCAAGGGGAGCACAGCUUAUGUGAACUUGGAGCCUGGUGAUUGCCACGGUGAUGAUACCUCUGUUAAUGCUCUCAUACAGGCAGGAGUUUCAAAAGUAGUUGUUGGGCUUCGACAUCCCUUGAAACAUUUUAGAGGAAAGGCAAUCAAAGCUCUAAGAGACGCAAGAAUAGAAGUGGAUGUGCUUGGAGAAGAUUUGCAAAACAAAAAUAUUCAGGAAGCUUUGAGAGCUUGCCAAUUGGUAAAUGCUCCAUUGCUCUACAGAGAGGCUUGUCGGAUGCCAUUUUCAGUUCUCAAAUAUGCUAUGACCCUGGAUGGAAAGAUUGCUGCUAGCACAGGUCAUGCAGCUUGGGUAAGCAGUAAAAUGUCUCGUAAAAGGGUGUUUGAAGCACGAAGUAGAAGUGAUGCCGUUAUUGUGGGAGGAAAUACUGUGCGUCGUGAUAAUCCACGUUUGACAACAAGACAGGAAGGGGGUCAUUUACCUGCUCGGAUAGUUAUGUCAAGAUCAUUGAAACUCCCCGAAGAAGCAAAUCUUUGGGAUGUAUCUGCGAAUCACACCAUUGUAGCGACACAACAUGGGGCCAACAGGAGCUUCCAGCAGAGACUUGCUCGUAAAGGUGUGGAAGUUGUGGAAUUCGAUAUGCUAACACCAAAAGCUGUCAUGGAGUAUUGCUAUGACCGUGGUUUUCUUUGUGUCCUGUGGGAGUGUGGGGGAGCUUUAUCUGCCCCUGCUAUUGAAUCUGCUGUUAUCCACAAGGUAAUUGCAUUCGUCGCCCCUAAAAUUAUAGGGGGAGUAACUGCACCAGGUCCAGUAGGUGAUCUUGGAAUGGUCGAGAUGUCACAAGCACUAAAUUUGUCAGAUGUCUCAUUUGAACAGAUAGGGCCUGACAUGCUAAUAAGUGGGUACCUACAUCCUAUUCCUGAUUUGCUGCCAAUUAUUCCAGCCAAGGAAGCAACUACCCCUGAGAUGAUGCUUUCAGCAUCAGAUGAACCAAAUAUAAUUUCCUUUUACAAGGCUUGGGAUGCAUAUGGAGCAUUCUCUAACUUUUCUGCACAUCCUAUUAGAAUCAUUGGUAAGAGUGGAGAUUAUUUUACAUGGAAAAGUGUUGAGCACUAUUAUCAGGCCCAGAAGUUUGAAGGUGUACAAGAUUUUAUGGCACAGGAGUGUAUUGAAAGAAUAAAAUCUGCAGAAAGUCCGGAGGAAGCUGCAAGAAUAGGGAGGAUUUUAGAGAGGCAACGGCCUGAGUUGGUACGUGAUAAGUGGGAAUCAGUCAAGAUCGAUGUUAUGUAUAGGGCUUUGAAAUGCAAGUUUUCUAUGUAUCCCCAUUUAUCUUCUCUGUUAGUUUCAACUGCUGGAUCUAUUCUAGUGGAAGCUUCUCCGCAUGAUCUCUUUUGGGGUGGUGGUCAAGAAGGAGAAGGCCUGAACCACCUCGGAAGGUUGCUUAUGAGGAUAAGAGCCGAGUUGCUUGAAGAUGAUUCCGGGAGUAGUAGAAUAAACUUAUCAACUUGGUCCUCUACAGUCUAAAAUAAAAAAUACCAAAAGCAGCAAUAAGAUCUUCCCACUUAUUUAUGUAUAUUGUCUUCAUAGUAACGUAUAGUUUAUCAAGUUCAACAUGGAAUCAUUGCUCAUGGUUUUAAUACUGGGAUGCAUUUAACUGCUAUAUUAUUCUUUACAGCACUCUUGCUGUUUGCAGUUCCACUCAGGAGUGCUGCAAAGUUCAUGCUGGCUCAAUGUGUACUUUAAUCCAAUAGCUAUACAUAAUGUCCUCUGUUUUUGUUUC